Messenger RNA from Acanthosepion pharaonis, 1506 nucleotides. Lineage: Eukaryota; Metazoa; Mollusca; Cephalopoda; Sepiida; Sepiidae. The record is from the annotation of a GenBank genome assembly.
AUGAAGUGUCAUCAUUAUUAUUAUUAUUAUUAUUAUAAAGACAAAAACGUCUUCACUGUUCGAUUGGUUCUUCGUUCGGCCCCGACGACGAUGCCCGGCGAUGUCAGCAAAAAGAGUAAAGAAGAAAAACAAGAGCAGAAUGUCCAAGAAAGUCUUUGUUGUCCAAUGUGCCGAUGUCGAAUUUCUUCUUGGGUCCGACGUCAGGCCAGACUAAAUAACCUGGUCAACCAGGAAAGGUGGAAACAAAUUAAAACUUUAUUCCCAGAAAAAGUACGACUGAGACUCGAAGGAUAUGAAGAUGAUCCGAAUGAAGAUGAAGAAGUAUUUCAUCCUCCUGCUCCACGUUUGGCAGAACCUGGGGAAAUCCGCGAAGAAUAUGAGAGGGCUCUUCAAAAGCUUGCUGAAGAACGUGAUGCAGAGAGACGACGUGAAGAGGAGGCAAGUGCAGCUUUGUUGCGAACUCUACAAGAUGAGGAGAAGCGUAUGAAGGAAGAAAUGAAGAAACUAGAGUCUCAGUUGAAGAAAGACGAAGAGCUGGCCAGAAUUUUAGAGACUGCAGGAACACCAGCACUUCGCCAAAAGGUUGAAGAGGAGGCAAAAAAUGACAAACAGAAUAUCCAAUUGUUGUUAACAAAACUACAUGAAAACGAAUCAGUUGCUCUGUCUACCAAUAACAAGUCGUCGUCGUCUUCUUCUUCGACUCCUCAUGAUAUUUCAGGUAGCACUGAUAAUCGUAAUUACAAGAGAAAAUCAUCACCAGUAUCUCCCAGCCAAAGCAAACAGCCUCGAUUAAUUCAGGUCACUCCACGUCAGCCUAUCCGAAAAAGUUCUGAGGCUCAUGUACGCAGCCCGUCCCCCAUUUCUGGAAAUGGUAUUACUCACAAGAACAAGCAAAAAUCAAAACUAAACAUUGUUGACCAUUUUGAGAAAUUAAAGUCAUUCCAGUCGGUUGGGCAGUCCAGUCCCAAUAAUAUUUCUGCCUCUCGCACCGACUCAUUCACUUCUAACUGUAAAGAGAGCCAGUCACUCAACAGUGAAGCAACAACAAUAUACAAAGAUUCCACCAACAUUAUUGCUACAGGUACUUCCAAUAAACUUGGCCGAAAGAUACUUUUUGAAAAAAAACUGAACUUUGAUAAGUGCGACUCCAAAAGCAGAGUAUCCAAGUCGAGAACAAAAAGUAACCUCAGAUCUUCCCCGUCAGCCUGUAACGGCACUAAAUUGGAUAUGUAUUUCAGACAGAAAGAAAAGAGAGGAUGUGAAGUUUAUAUGGCUGGAGAAGGUAGCCGAAGUUCAGAAGAGAAAGACCGUCUUUUUGCAUUGGCACUACAAAAGCAAUACGAUAUGGAACUAAAGAUGUCGAGGCAGGUGAACCGGGCCAAAGGUACUUCAGAUGAGUAUAAACUGCGUCAGAAAACAGUGACUGAGGAAAAAAUGGAAGAGGUGACCGAUAAGUCUGAAAGUAAAUCAUUGCCUAACAAAACACAGAAAAAAAUCAAAACUUGA